Messenger RNA from Coccinella septempunctata (seven-spotted ladybird), 1212 nucleotides. RefSeq names its product replication factor C subunit 3 (gene RfC38). Gene Ontology annotation, biological process: DNA repair; DNA-templated DNA replication. The transcript has 2 exons. Gene Ontology annotation, molecular function: ATP hydrolysis activity; DNA clamp loader activity; DNA binding. The coding region runs from base 95 to 1165 and encodes 356 amino acids. NCBI's taxonomy places the organism in Eukaryota, Metazoa, Arthropoda, Insecta, Coleoptera, Coccinellidae. Gene Ontology annotation, cellular component: DNA replication factor C complex; nucleus. The record is from RefSeq and is a predicted model, not a curated record.
ACUGACAUCUUCAAAUAAAUUUUCGCGCCAUAAUUUUCCUGACGUUACAUAUAUAAACAAAGCUAAUUUUGUAUAUUUUGUAAGAAAAUUAAAAAUGAGUCUUCUUUGGUGUGAUAAAUACCGACCCAGAGAUUUCACAAAACUUGAUUUCCAUAAAGAACAAGGUUUAGGAUUGAAAAGCUUAACAAAAGAUGGGGAUUUCCCUCAUCUCUUAGUUUACGGUCCUAUGGGAUCCGGCAAGAAAACAAGAAUAAUGUGUCUUCUGAAAGAAUUAUAUGGCCCGGGGGUUGAACGUCUCCGUAGUGAAACAAUGAAUUUCACCACCCCUUCUAAUAAAAAACUUGAAAUUGGUACUGUUAACAGUAAUUACCACAUUGAAGUGAACCCAUCCGAUGUUGGAAUUUAUGAUAGAGUAGUAAUAAUGAAUAUUAUAAAAAAUGUUGCUCAAACACAGCAGUUGGAUGUUACUGGUCAAAAAUCAUUUAAAGUGAUUGUACUGACUGACGUAGAUGCUUUAACUAAAGAUGCCCAACACGCACUUAGAAGAACAAUGGAGAAAUAUAUUUCAAACUGUAGAUUGAUCUUAUGUGCUACUUCCAUAUCAAGAGUUAUACCUGCUAUUAGAUCCAGGUGUUUGUGUGUCAGAAUUCCAGCACCUACAACUGAAGAAAUAGUAGAAGUAAUAACAAAAACAGCAUCAUUAGAAGAUAUAGACUUUCCAGAAAAGUUGGCAAAGAGAAUUGCUAUUCUUUCGGAAAGGAAUUUACGAAGAGCUUUGCUGAUGAGUGAGGCUUGUAAGGUUGAAUCUGACGGAAAACUGUUGCCUGAUCAAAAAAUUUCUGAACCAGAUUGGCAAAUAAUGAUAAAGGAGACAGCUCGAUUGGUUAUAACUGAACAGAGCAUAGCACAGUUGAAGAAAGUUAGAGAACACCUGUAUGAACUUAUAUGUAGAGGGAUACCGUCUGAGAUAAUAUUCAAGAAUUUACUUGAUGAGUUAUUGAAACAAUGUAAUUUGGGAUUGACAGCGGAAAUUUUAGAGAAUGCUGCCCAUUAUGAGCAUCAAAUGAUACAAGGAAACAAGGAAAUCUUUCAUUUAGAAGCCUUUGUUGCCAAAUGUAUGUAUCUAUAUCAGAAUGUGUUAGAAGAAAUGAAGUGUGAUUUUUAAGAUUUUUUUUCACAUGUAUAUUUUGAUAAUUAUUAUUCUUUACUUAA